Messenger RNA from Tetrahymena thermophila SB210, 1731 nucleotides. RefSeq lists its product as hypothetical. The transcript is spliced from 3 exons. Lineage: Eukaryota; Ciliophora; Oligohymenophorea; Hymenostomatida; Tetrahymenidae. The record is from RefSeq and is a predicted model, not a curated record.
AUGGGCAUUUUAAGUUUUGACAUUUUCUCAUCUACAUUUUAAUUCAACUUAUUCUAAUAGUAAAAAGCAUUUUUAUGCUACUUAAUUUAUCUACUGUAUUAGUAUUAUGAUAAUUAAAUUUAACCUACAUUUAGAUCAUAAAAUUUUGUUUAGGAUUUUACUAGUGUUGAAUUGAGCAAUGAUCUAUUUGCAUAUUAAUAUAGAUUCAAUUUAACUCAGAAUUUAGAUGAUAUUUAGGAAUAGCAAAACUUAACUUACCUGGUUUUUGUGCCUUAUUUUUAGUACACAAAUUAUACUGAAAAUGAAUUUAUUUACAUUAAUCCUAUUAAAUGCUAAAACCCUUUGCUUGAUGGAUUCAAUUGUUUGGAUUUUUCUUUGAUUUAAAACUAUAGCCUUAUUAAAACAUAAGGCAAUAAAAUUUGGUCAUCAAUUUAUCUCACUAUUUACACUUGUUAAGAUGCUAUCAUACAAUUUGAUCUGCAAUUAAAUUGUGCUAAUGAAUAAGAAAUUUAUAAAAUGAUUAAUGAUGGUAGUAACAUAUUGUAAAUAAAACUAUUAAGUAAAUAAUACAAUAUAGCUUCGAAAUAAAUUUAAGUUAAUUAUAGAAAUUCUUUUACCUCUCUUAAUUAAAAUGAAUUUAUGCUGACUGAUUUUAAACUUUAAAUGCAAUAAACUUCAAUUAAAUAAGGAUCAAUUUUUCAAGAAGAAACAAAAUUUUAAUCUCCUAUUUCGUAUUCUCAAAUAAUCUAAAAUUUUAGUAGAAAAGACUAAAUCAACUUAAAUAAUAAUCCUGCAUUACUUGAAUUGGUUAUUGAAAUGGAUGAAGCAGUUUAAUUUUUUUUUAUUUAGUUUCCAACCUUUCCAGAAAUUUUGGCUGUUUGCAACAGCACUUUAGCUCUUAUGAUGUGUGUAGGAAUUUUAGGCAGAUAUGCUUCAUCUCAAUUGAUAAAAUAAGAAUUUUUACUACUCUUCUUAUAAAAUUUGUAUCAAGAAACAUAUUUAAAGCUAUUGAGCAACGAAUUUAAUAGUGAAAGCAAGAAAUAAAUUGAAUCGUAAUCUUAAAUAGAGUAAUAAAAAGAAAAAUAAACUCCUUUUUAAGUAGACCAACCAUCAAAAGUGCCAUAAUUUUAAAGUAAAUUAAAAUAAUAUUUAGACCAAAACAACUUUUCUUACAUUUAGCAAUAAUCAGAAAGCAGAGUGUUUAAUUUUAGAAAUGAGUAAAAAAACAAUAUUUAAAAUAAAUCUGGUUUUAACUUUUAAAAUAUGAUAAGUGCUGUCUCUUAAAAAGAUAAAUCAGAAUCAGAAGGAUAUAAUAAGUCUUUUUUAUCUUCGAAUUGUCAAAGUUUUAAUUAGCUAGAAAACAAAAAACCAAUAAAUUAGAAUAGAGGCAUAAAACAACAAUAAAAUGAAUAUUAAAGUUAAAAGCAGCAAAUACCAAGUUCUUCAAAUAUUGAAAUACCUUAAAAUAUUUAAUUGCUUUGUAAACAAUCAGCAUUAACUAAAGACUAUGAAAAAAAAUAAUAGACUACAGAUUUGUAAACAUAUUAAGAUCCUUGUAAUGCAAAAAUAUUUGAUGAAAAUUAAAAGUUAAAAGUUUUAAUGGACAGAAAUUCAGCUUAAAGGACGCUCUUUUCUUUGCAAUAAAUGAAGUAACCCAUGUAAAAAAUAAAAAUACCUUAAAUUACAAGGAGUGAGUUUGCCACUAUUUAAAAAUUUAGAAAACGAGGUUGA